Messenger RNA from Gracilinanus agilis (Agile Gracile Mouse Opossum), 2355 nucleotides. RefSeq names its product protein phosphatase 3 catalytic subunit beta (gene PPP3CB). Gene Ontology annotation, molecular function: calmodulin-dependent protein phosphatase activity; calmodulin binding. Gene Ontology annotation, biological process: calcineurin-mediated signaling. Lineage: Eukaryota; Metazoa; Chordata; Mammalia; Didelphimorphia; Didelphidae. Gene Ontology annotation, cellular component: cytoplasm; calcineurin complex. The transcript is spliced from 12 exons. The record is from RefSeq and is a predicted model, not a curated record. The coding region runs from base 1 to 1476 and encodes 491 amino acids.
AUGGCCGCUCCGGAGCCGGCGCGAACGCCGCCGCCGCCGCCCCCGCCUGGGGCCGACCGCGUAGUCAAAGCUGUUCCUUUCCCUCCAACACAUCGCUUAACAUCUGAAGAAGUAUUUGAUAUGGAUGGAAUACCAAGGGUUGAUGUUUUAAAGAAUCAUUUGGUAAAAGAAGGUCGAGUUGAUGAAGAAAUUGCACUUAGAAUUAUUAAUGAGGGUGCUGCCAUCCUUCGGAGAGAGAAAACUAUGAUAGAAGUAGAAGCUCCAAUUACAGUGUGCGGUGACAUCCAUGGCCAGUUUUUUGAUCUCAUGAAGCUGUUUGAAGUGGGAGGAUCCCCUGCUAACACAAGAUACCUCUUCCUUGGCGAUUAUGUGGACAGAGGUUAUUUUAGCAUAGAGUGUGUCUUAUAUUUAUGGGUCCUGAAGAUUCUCUACCCAAGCACGUUAUUUCUUUUGAGAGGCAACCAUGAAUGCAGACACCUUACUGAAUAUUUCACCUUUAAGCAGGAAUGUAAAAUUAAGUAUUCAGAAAGAGUCUAUGAAGCUUGUAUGGAAGCUUUUGAUAGCCUGCCUCUUGCUGCACUUUUAAACCAACAGUUUCUUUGUGUCCAUGGUGGACUUUCACCAGAAAUACACACACUGGAUGAUAUUAGGAGAUUAGAUAGAUUUAAAGAACCUCCUGCCUUUGGACCAAUGUGUGACUUGCUAUGGUCUGAUCCUUCAGAAGACUUUGGAAAUGAAAAAUCACAGGAACACUUUAGUCACAAUACAGUUCGAGGAUGCUCUUAUUUUUAUAACUAUCCAGCAGUGUGUGAAUUUUUGCAAAACAAUAAUUUGUUAUCGAUUAUUAGAGCUCAUGAAGCUCAAGAUGCAGGCUAUAGAAUGUACAGAAAAAGUCAAACUACAGGGUUCCCUUCAUUAAUAACAAUUUUUUCGGCACCUAAUUACUUAGAUGUCUACAAUAAUAAAGCUGCUGUAUUAAAAUAUGAAAAUAAUGUGAUGAAUAUUCGACAGUUUAACUGCUCUCCACAUCCUUACUGGUUACCCAAUUUUAUGGAUGUCUUCACAUGGUCACUACCAUUUGUUGGAGAAAAAGUGACAGAGAUGUUGGUAAAUGUUCUGAGUAUUUGCUCUGAUGAUGAACUAAUGACUGAAGGCGAAGACCAGUUUGACGGAUCAGCGGCGGCACGGAAAGAAAUAAUCCGGAACAAAAUCCGAGCAAUUGGCAAGAUGGCAAGAGUCUUCUCUGUCCUCAGGGAGGAGAGUGAAAGUGUGCUGACACUCAAGGGCCUGACUCCCACAGGGAUGUUGCCUAGUGGAGUGUUGGCUGGAGGACGACAGACCCUGCAAAGUGGUAAUGAUGCUAUGCACCUAGCUGGGCCUCAGAUGGACUGGGGCGCCCCUCACUCUUGGGCUAACACCACAUAUAAUGCAUGCAGGGAGUUCCUUCUGCUUUUCAGUUCCUGUCUCAGCAGCUGACACGGGCAGGGUGCCAUCUGUUAGGCAGUUUCUGAUCAAUACUUGAUCAGGGCAGACACCUGAGAGACCAGUUAUUUAUUUCACAGAACGAGGAUGGGCAGGCCCUCAGAUUUUCAGUAGAGGACAUGGGCCAGUUCCUUUCCUUCAUUAUGUCUGGGAAGUCGAAUGUAAUCCAUUAUUUAUUCAUUUAUUUAAAUGCAUUAUUAAAACUGCAGCCCUUGCUAUUAAAAGCCCCCACUUUUAAGCAUGUCAAUCAGGAACAUUCAGAAUGCAAAAAUGGAAAUGUGAUUCCUAGUUUUUUGUUGUUUGCUUUUCAUUUAUGUAAUUGUAUUAGAUUGUGCUUAUUUUCCAUUGGGAAACUUCAGAUUAUUUAAUUUUAGUGUUAACAGUCUGCUCUGGGUCCCAGAACAUUACUAUGCACUUCAUUUGCCGACAGACUUGUGCAAGGUUUUGUACUCUGGUAAAUGAUGCCAAAGUUUGUUUUUUGUGGUGUUUGUCAAAUGUUCUAUGUAUAAUUGAUCGUCUCUGUAACAUGCUGUUUCCUUCCUCUGCAGAUGUAGCUGCUUUCUUAAAUCUGUCUGUCUUUCUCUAGGUAUAGCUGUAUGUCUGUAUAAGUAUGUUAAAUUAAACUACUCUAUCAGACACUUGUCUGUCUCUUGAUGUAGAAGCAACUUUGUAGCACCUUGUUUGAAGGUUUGCUGCAUUUGCUACUGCACUCUGUGCACUCUGAACAAUUAUGUAAUUGAGGAGGUAUUAAAUCAUUGUUAUAAGUGGAGAAUAAAGGGGUUGAACUUAAAUCUUGUAAGUCAAAAUUGAAAGGGUGUUGACUAAGUGUGCCUAUAUUUUUGCAUGAAAAUAAAAAGAAUUCUACAUAAAGCA